Effrenium voratum is the source of this 852-nucleotide messenger RNA. Lineage: Eukaryota; Dinophyceae; Suessiales; Symbiodiniaceae. The record is from the annotation of a GenBank genome assembly.
AUGGUCUGGCGGUGCUUGGUGCUGCUCGCCUUGGUAUACGGGGAGCCAUGUCAGGAGCGUCUGGCAGACGAGCCCGUUGUACAGUUCACCGCCGAGGCGUGCACCUGCUGUUAUGACCUGGAUGAGUUCAUCCAGGACAACGACUACGUCUACGUGCUCUUCUACUCCCCGAAGGGUCGACUCAACAUCGACAUCAGCGCCAAGUUUGAGCAGCUGGCGAGGGAGUGGAAGUGGUCCCGCAUCCACUUCGGGCGCAUCGAUGUGGACAAGGACCGCGCCAUGUCGAAGAGGUGGGUUGAAUCCAAUAUGGUGCCCACCAACGUGAUGUACAAGUACGGCAGGCCUGUGGAGGUGAAGCCGAAGGAUUUCGAGGUGAUCCGAGACAAGUACCAGGGUAGCCCGGACGGGCAGAAGUGGAUGCUCACAAAGUACAUGGGCGAGGAUGCGCAAGGACCGGUUCUGCAAGGAUCCAAUCUCCACUACGCCACAGUUCUCCCCAGCGUGAAGACGUACAAGAAGUUUCUGAAGGGCCACCAGGUGUCCAUCGUCGGGUACUUCAAGCGGGAGGCGGAUCGGGAGCACAAGGCCUUCAUGGAGGCCAUUUGGAGGCUUUUCCAGGGCGAGGACGCAGACCGCGACGAGAUAGUAGCCGUCGCGGCAGUGGCCUUUCUGCCGGACAUCAUGAAGCAGGCUGGCGUGACCGCGCCCAGCCUUGAGCUUUACAUGCACGGCAAGGCCAUCUCUCAGGGCGCGACUCCAGACAAGUGGAGCGUCAAAGCAGUGGUGGACUUCAUCCAGCAGUUUAACGUUCUGAACGAGCCCGAUGCCGACGCGCCCAAGGGCGAACUGUGA